AUGAGCUCAGACGAAACUUUCAAUGCUGUUGGAGUUGUUGAUUUCGAUCAUUGGCAAGAUCCAAAGGACUUCACAUAUCAUCCAAGACCAAUGAGGCCACAUGAUAUUCAGGUGAAGAUCGUUGCAUGUGGAAUUUGUGGCUCUGAUACACACUGUGCAAAGGGUGAUUGGGGAAGAGCAUUCACUCCCUUAGCAGUUGGUCACGAGAUCAUUGGCCACGUGACCCAUAUUGGAACUGAGGUGGACAAGUCUAAGUUCAAGAUUGGUGACAGGGUUGGAAUUGGCCCGGAAUGUGAAUGCUGUGGAAAGUGCUACAGAUGCAGCAACCAUCUUGAAUCCAACUGUGAGUCUAUGGGUUUAACAUAUGCAUAUGUCUAUCCUGAUGGAACCAAAACUCAAGGAGGAUAUGCAGAUAACAUUCGUGUUAAUGAUAAAUUCGUUUUCCAGAUUCCAGACGGCUUGGAGACCAUUUAUGCUGCUCCUCUGCUUUGCGGUGGAAUUACUGGAUUAAGACCGCUUCUUGAUUAUGGUGUUAAGAAGGGUACCAAGGUUGGAGUUAGUGGAAUAGGAGGAAUUGGUCAUAUGACGAUCCUUUUUGCGAAAGCAUUAGGUGCAGAGGUGACGGCAAUAUCCAGAAAUGAGAAGAAGAAGGAAUUGUCGAAAAAACUAGGUGCAGAUCAUUACAUUGCAGCCUCCGAUGAGUCCCAACUUAAGGAAGGAAAGGAUAGUCUUGAAUUGAUCGUUAAUACUGCAUCUUCGUUCUCGCAGACUCAUCUUGAGAGUGUGAUGUCAUUGUUGAAACCAAAUGGAAGAUUGACAUUCAUCACAGCUCCAGAACUAAAGGAGAAGGUCGAGAUUACACCAUUCUUCUUUUUGCUCAACAAUUACUCCAUUGGUGGAUCGGCAGGCGGCUCUAUUAGGCAAAUCGAGUACAUGCUCAAGUUGGCAGCAGAAAAGCACAUCAAGCCAUGGGUUGAAACCAUUGAUAUCAGUGAAAAGAACGUGAAGGAAGCUUGGAGAAGAAUGGAGGAGGGAGAUGUGAAGUUUAGAUUUGUUUUGACCGGGUAUGACAAGUACUUUGGGAAGAAGAGUUAG
Messenger RNA from Brettanomyces bruxellensis, 1095 nucleotides. RefSeq lists its product as uncharacterized. Gene Ontology annotation, biological process: alcohol metabolic process. Gene Ontology annotation, molecular function: zinc ion binding; alcohol dehydrogenase (NADP+) activity. The transcript has a single exon. The record is from RefSeq and is a predicted model, not a curated record. Bases 1 to 1095 code for a protein of 364 amino acids. Lineage: Eukaryota; Fungi; Ascomycota; Pichiomycetes; Pichiales; Pichiaceae.